AUGGGCGCAGAGCCGAAUUUCCGCAGCUCGUUCAGCAUCCGCAAGGCUUAUGGACAGGACCCACUUUUCUUCACUCAUGCCCCUGGAAGGGUAAACUUGAUUGGGGAACACGUAGACUACUGCGGCUAUGCUGUUCUUCCAAUGGCCCUGCAGCAGAACAUCGUUGUGGCCUGUGCCCCAAAUGGCUCCAACACGUUAAACCUUGUCAACGUUGAAGACGGACGUUACCCCAGUCACUCUGAGAAGAUGGACUUGUUGAAAAUCGACGACAUUGCACCGCAGUGGUAUCACUAUUUUCUUUGCGGCGUCAAAGGAGUCGUAGAAGAUGAGGAUGCUGGUGAUAGGCCGAGUAGAGUGACUGGGAUGGAUGUGGUGGCGCAUGGCACUGUGCCUCCGUCUGCUGGGCUUUCGAGCUCCAGUGCAGUCGUCUGUGUUGCUGCUUUGGCUACACUUUGGUUACAAGGGUAAGUGUGACAUGGUGCCAAGGCAAGAUGUUUGAGGAUAAAAGUGUCUGAAUAGUACAGGGCAAAUUUAGCAAAGGCUACACAUUUUGAUCGAGUCGUAAAAAUCCAAGAUAACGUCCCUGGCGUUUCAAACUCUGCAGGCUGAUACUCAUUUGCGUGAAGUUUGCGUGGACCACAAAAUGGAAACUUUUAGUGCGAAAGUCACAUAUUGUAAAUUUUGCACGAAUAUUCGAUUCGGAAUUUUUUCCCCCGUUCGAUUCGAUAUUCAACUUAAAAUAUUCGGAUUUGCACACCCCCUAAACAUUGCACUAAGGGGAGUACUUUACUACCACAACGUCCAUCCAUGAUUUGUAAGCUAUAGAUUACUGUCACAUCUUGCCUUAAACUCUUGAAGAUGCUUUGUGUUCUUUCCAAGCACCAACGCUUCAAACUCUGCAUCAUUCAUUUGAAGUAGCUGGCACAACUCUGAU
Messenger RNA from Ornithodoros turicata, 934 nucleotides. Its product is annotated as N-acetylgalactosamine kinase-like. Lineage: Eukaryota; Metazoa; Arthropoda; Arachnida; Ixodida; Argasidae. Bases 1 to 468 code for a protein of 155 amino acids. The record is from RefSeq and is a predicted model, not a curated record. Gene Ontology annotation, cellular component: cytosol. The transcript has 2 exons. Gene Ontology annotation, molecular function: ATP binding; galactokinase activity. Gene Ontology annotation, biological process: galactose metabolic process; carbohydrate phosphorylation.